CCGCCAGGGAGCGUGUGCACGCUGCCCCGCCCCCAGCCAGCGCUGCCAGGGCUCGCGGCCACGCGCAACAGGCCCGGCCGGGUUUGCAUUUCCUCACGGCGUGGUCUUGAAGACAGAACGAUGCCAAAGAAAGCAAAGUCUAUGGGGCCUGGGAAGGAAGAGGGGCCAGUUCCUCGGAAACAGCUGAAGGUGGAAGCAGCCGGGGGGCCCUCCUUUUUAAACUUUGACAGCCCCAGUGAUUUGUUUGAAAGUUUAAUUUCGCCCAUCAAGACGGAGACUUUUUUCAAGGAAUUCUGGGAACAGAAGCCCCUUCUUGUUCAGAGAGAUGACCCUGCGCUGGCCGCAUAUUACCAAUCCCUUUUCAAGUUGUCAGAUCUGAAGAGUCUGUGCAGCCGGGGUAUGUACUAUGGAAGAGACAUAAAUGUCUGCCGGUGUGUCAAUGGGAAGAAGAAGGUUUUAAAUAAAGAUGGCAAAGUGCACUUUCUUCAGCUGAGAAAAGAUUUUGAUCAGAAAAGGGCAACAAUUCAGUUUCACCAACCUCAGAGAUUUAAGGAUGACCUAUGGAGGAUCCAGGAGAAGCUUGAAUGCUACUUUGGUUCCUUGGUUGGCUCGAAUGUGUACAUAACCCCUGCUGGAUCUCAGGGCCUGCCACCCCACUAUGAUGAUGUUGAGGUGUUCAUCUUGCAGCUGGAGGGAGAGAAGCACUGGCGCCUUUACCACCCCACCGUGCCCCUGGCUCGGGACUACAGCGUGGAGGCAGAGGACAGGAUCGGGAGGCCAGCCCACGAGUUCACGUUGAAGCCUGGUGAUUUGUUAUACUUUCCCAGAGGGACCAUUCAUCAGGCAGACACCCCUCCGGGGCUGGCCCACUCAACUCACGUGACCAUCAGCACCUACCAGAACAAUUCAUGGGGAGAUUUCCUUUUGGACACCAUUUCGGGGCUUGUGUUUGACGCCGCAAAGGAAGACCUGGCGUUCCGGGCCGGCAUCCCCCGGCAGCUCCUCCUGCAGGUGGGAACCACAACUGCUGCCGUAAGAAGACUGAGUGGCUUUCUGAGGACGCUUGCAGACCGUCUGGAAGGCACCAACAAGCUGCUGUCAUCAGACAUGAAGAAGGAUUUUGUUAUGAACAGACUCCCACCGUACUAUGUGGGAGACGGAGCAGAACUCGCAACUCCAGGUGGACAGCUGCCCGGGUUGGACAGCGUAGUGAAGCUGCAGUUUAAGGACCACACUGUCCUCACAGUGAAGCCAGAGCAGGAUGGAUCUGAUGAAGCUCAAGAAAACAUGGUUUUUGUGUAUCAUUCCUUAAAGAAUAGGAGAGAGACACACAUGAUGGGAAGUGAGGAAACAGAGUCUCAUGGACUUCGCUUUCCUUUGUCUCACGUGGAUGCACUAAAGCAAAUUUGGAACAGCUCACCUGUUUCUGUCAAGGACCUGAAACUUCCCACAGAUGAGCAGAAGGAAGCCCUGGCACUGGCCCUCUGGACGGAAUGUUUAAUCCAGGUGGUCUAGUGCCUUCACAGAGCCGAGCGUCCUGCAUUUCACAUCCGCACAGUAGAAGACGACCUGCAGUUUAAGUGCCCGGGAGCCCCUUUCGGUCUGCGUCAAUGGACUGGUUGGAGGACCGGUUACAUACAACUCGGCCUGCGUGUGUCUCUGAUAACCUGAGACCCGCAUGUAGCUGGUGGUCAGCUGGCCAUGUGUACUAACAGAGGCACGUGGGAGAAAGAAUGGCAGAUUACUGGGCAUCUAGAAAGUGACAAAACCAUACUUUUGACAAGUUUAUUUAAUCCAGUGUGGUAGAAAAGGCACAACUACAAUAAAUGUAUCAGUUAAAUUUAAAAA
This is a messenger RNA of Phyllostomus discolor (pale spear-nosed bat), 1848 nucleotides long. It is a transcript of the gene RIOX2, whose product is annotated as ribosomal oxygenase 2. Lineage: Eukaryota; Metazoa; Chordata; Mammalia; Chiroptera; Phyllostomidae. The transcript is spliced from 10 exons. Gene Ontology annotation, molecular function: histone H3K36 demethylase activity; histone H3K4 demethylase activity. The record is from RefSeq and is a predicted model, not a curated record. Gene Ontology annotation, cellular component: nucleolus. The coding region runs from base 121 to 1515 and encodes 464 amino acids.